AUGGGCUCUUUAAAAUCAUUUCAGAUUGCAAUAGCAUGGAUGGAAAAUGAAUGUAAAAAUUUAUAUAUUUGGUUUUUAACAAUACUUUAUAACAAAGUAUAUAAUGUUUAUAACUGUCUUCCAAGUGUGUUCAUGUCUAACAGAGAUCAAUCACUUAGAAAUGCUUCUAAGUUUUUUCAGAACGAUGACAAUUAUGAAGUAUUUAAAAAUAAAGUUAAAGCUUUGGAUCUCACUUUUGAUAAAAAGAACAUAGAAUUAGCAAUAGAAUCUGUUAAGCAAGUUGCAAAAAAAGCAUGUAAUCCAAAAAAGCCUCUAGCCUAUGUUAAAUCUUUAAUGAAAGAUUCAAAAUUAUGGAUAUAUGCAGAUACAAAGUAUUUCUGUCAUAUGGGCAUCUCAACUACUGCUUGUGCUAAAAUGUCAUAUAGUGCUUUCAAGCGAGCAAUUGAAACUGCCAGUGACUUGAAUUUGGUUUUUGAAAAAAUUGAUUAG
This is a messenger RNA of Cetraspora pellucida, 489 nucleotides long. The record is from the annotation of a GenBank genome assembly. NCBI's taxonomy places the organism in Eukaryota, Fungi, Glomeromycota, Glomeromycetes, Diversisporales, Gigasporaceae.